Molecule: messenger RNA, 1428 nt
Organism: Thermothelomyces thermophilus ATCC 42464
Lineage: Eukaryota; Fungi; Ascomycota; Sordariomycetes; Sordariales; Chaetomiaceae
Product: protease
Exons: 3
Coding region: 417-1274 (285 amino acids)
Biological process (GO): proteolysis
Molecular function (GO): glutamic-type endopeptidase activity
Source: RefSeq, a predicted model, not a curated record
AAGGGAUCGUGGGGUGGCAGAAAUGCAACGCUAGACGCGUUAGCCAGCGAAAACAAUCACUACGGAAGGGGGCAAACCUGGAUUGCUCGAGGCGCACUGACGGGAACGUUACCACUGCAAAACUUCCGGAGCCCAAUAAAUGAGCGGCCGAAAUAGGGAGUGGAACCGAGAAAUUCGCAGUUUUUGGAAGAGCCGUCUUAAUAGCCUCCAACAACCCCCCGGAGUGCCCGAGUCCCACAUCUCGGGAGGGACGAUUUCGGUUUGCCGCUGGUGACUUCUCUCUCUGCGUCGGUCGUUGUCGAUCACCCUGUGCGCCUUGUUUGUGAGAAGAAGAUCCCUAAAUUUCCCGUCGCUGAUCGACGACCAAGUCCCCGUCUUGCCAAGCGCUGAUCAGCAACCGGUCCGGCCCCGACGCCAUGUGGUCCAUUGUCCGCUCCCUAUCGCUCGCCUCGCUGAUAUCGUCCGCUUGCACGGUCACGGCGCAACUGAGCUUCGUGGCGAGCGUCAAGCAGCACGGCAAGGACGUCGACGCGUCCGGCCUGAGCUUCGUCCGGAUCCCGCCCCUGGAACACCGCUGGCAUGCGUCUCGACCCCGUCGAGGACAGAACAACAGGACGGUCGAGAGGGAUGCCGUCAGCUACAGCGCCAAUUGGUGCGGUGCGUCGCAGCACGCGUCCGACUCGGACGGCAUCAAGAGCGUGCUCGGCUACUUCACCGCCCCGGACCUGACGCUGCGACCAGGCACGCCGGCGCCGCAGUUCGCCGCUGCAUGGGUUGGGAUUGAUGGGGCCGCGUGCAACACGACCCUACUGCAGGCGGGCGUGACGACCAUUGUCAACUCGGACGGGGGCCAGAGCGCUUCGGCAUGGUGGGAGUGGUACCCAGAAGCUUCCUACACCAUCAGCGGCCUCAAGGUCAAGGCGGGCGAGUGGAUGUCGGUCAAUAUCACGACCAAGGAUGCUUCAAGCGCCAUUCUAGUCAUCGAGAACGCGGAUACUGGCACGUCGGUCACCCUGGAGCUAAACAACGGGCCGCAGCUGUGCCGCCGGGAUGCCGAGUGGAUCUUGGAGGAUUUCUACGAAUCGGGCAAGCAGGUUGCGUUGGCCAACUUUGCGGAUCUGUGGUUCGUCGACUCCGGAGCGACAACGGUCGGCGGAAAGAACGUGGGCUUCGACGGGGCGACCAUGGUGCACCUGCGGGACGAAAACGGCAACGUGCUGUGCUCGCCAGAGCCCUACGACAACUCCAACUUUGUAGUCGUCUCAAAACCCUAGACGAGGGCGUGUAGGAGGUAACUUUGCUUGUUCUUCACCUUGAUGCUUUAGUAGAAUUCGAGACUUGAGAGCAACGUCAAACGGCGUGCAUUCGGAGAAAUGCGACUUCCACAUUUCAGAUUCCAACGUUUUCGAGAAUUGUGGGUCAUGCUUC